Messenger RNA from Gadus macrocephalus (Pacific cod), 4657 nucleotides. RefSeq names its product leucine rich repeat containing 9 (gene lrrc9). The transcript is spliced from 29 exons. Lineage: Eukaryota; Metazoa; Chordata; Actinopteri; Gadiformes; Gadidae. The record is from RefSeq and is a predicted model, not a curated record. Bases 536 to 4657 code for a protein of 1373 amino acids. Gene Ontology annotation, molecular function: protein binding.
AUACUUAUCCUAACACCCACACACACCCACGCACACACGCACACACACACACACACACACACACACACACACACACACACACACACACACACACACACACACACACACACACACACACACACACACACACACACACACACACUUUAUCAGAACAGCUCAGCUAGUCUAUAUUUUAUCUCAAAUGUAUUCAAACUUUGUCACAUUAGCUAUUCGUAAAAUGUAUUUGUUUCCCACCAUUUCUUCAUUUUUUUAAAUGGUGUGCAUGUUUACAUUGUUUACUCCAUUUAGAGGGAAAAAUCCCAAAUCCCUUCACUUGAUUCAAGCCAUUUAAUACUGAAACAAUAACAACAGUAUGUCUAAUAAUUCAACCAAUGACAUUUAUUAUUGUGUUUUAUGUUUAAACAAACACAAUAAAGAAAUGUGCUUGGACACAUAUAGAGUCUGAUAUAUUUAAUUUGUUUUCUGACUCCUAAUGAACCUCCAUCAACACAAACCUCAACAAGGUGACAUCAUUGCAUGAAUUUCAGGACAGAAAAUGAUGACCUCAAGUGAAAAGCCGAAGGUCAUUUCUGACGAUGAGGUUAUUAAACAAUUGUGUAGGGCAAAUGGCUUUUCCUUUGAGAAGAUGUCAGACGAUCUCAGCGCGGUUGCUUCACUGGAAGUGUUCUUCUCGGGUUAUCCCCGCAUGGUCGGCCUCUCGCUCUUCCCAAAGCUUUUACAACUCACAAUAGUGAGCCAGAGCAUUAGCCACCUCCAGGGCCUGGAGGGUUGCCCGCUGCUCCAGGAGCUCUGGGUGGCUGAAUGCCAGCUGACGAAGAUCGAUGGACUGCAGAGCUGCUUUCAGCUGGAGAAGCUCUACCUAUACGACAAUCAAAUCAGUAAAAUAGAGAAUUUGGAGUUGCAGGUUAAUCUGCAAGUGCUAUGGCUGAACAACAAUGAUAUCAGUUGCAUUGAGGGUUUGAAUACUCUGCAAAAACUCAGAGAACUAAAUCUAGCUGACAACAAAAUUGAAAAAAUAGGGCACAGCCUUGAUCCCAAUAUCAACGUUGAAGAUCUGAAUCUAUCUGGGAACAAGAUUGCCUCAUUUAAGGAGCUAACCUUCCUGGCCCACCUGCCCGCUCUGAAAGCCCUGGGACUGCAGGACUCCCAGUCAGUGGCCAACCCGGUGUGUCUGCUCUGCAACUACUCCACCCAUGUCCUGUACCACAUGCCCGGCCUCCAGCGGCUGGACUCCUACAACGUAUCCAGUAGACAUAUGAAGGAGGCUGCUGAGACGACGGUGAUGAAGAAGAUGAUGUACUACAACAUGCGUGUGCACACGGCCCAGAAGAACCUCAGGGAGACGGGGCACCGGCUGACGGAGCAGAAGGAGGCCCUCUGGAAGCCCCCCGUGGAGCAGAUCAGAGCGUGCGGCCGCGCCAUCAAAGAUCUGGAGAGGUCUCUGUCUGAGGUCCAGGAACACGGAGCGAGGCCGCCCCUCCCCUGGGCGGUCCGAGCACCGUCGCCCCCCGCCGGGACCCAGGACCCAGGGAAGGAGGAGGACUCAGGGGAGGAGGCGGGGUCUUCUACGGACUCCAGCAGGGACUCCCCGGUGGAGCACCAGAUACAGAGCAAGAUGGGGGCGCUGGGCCAACGCGUGGAGCAGUGUGAACGGAGGCUGGAAGAAAUCGAAGCCUGGUACAAGCAGGAGUUAUCCGAGGCCACGCACAGGAAGGAAUGCACGGUCCACUUCCUGUUGAUGGAGCUCCAGACUGUGGGGAACAUUCGCUUUGAGGACGGCUGCCCCAGAGAUCCCUGGUUUGCGUCCUGCCAGGGCCUUAUCCAGUCCAGGUUCUCCGUGGGGGACCUCAAGGCCCACGGCGUCACCGGCCUCCGGAUCACCAGCAUGACCCGCGUGCACAACCGCGCUCUGAGGCUGCGCUUUGAGGAGAAACUCAGCUUGCGGUUGGCUGACGAGUCCCCGUUCUGCUCACCGGAGAACUACAAGCGCUGGCUGGAGUACCUGUUCUAUGUUCCUGACCCGGAGAGACCCAGCGAGGAGAAUGAAAUGCUGCAAAUCCUGGAGGAAGGUUUCCUAAGCGCAGAGGCGCUGGGGAGAGAGUGUGCCGUGCCUCUGUCCAACAGCCUGAACGUGGCAGACGCACCCAGGCUGGAGCACGCCUUACGUCAGGACCCCCGUAGCUUCCCUCUGCCCUUCACUCAGGGUCACGUGAUCGUCUCCAAAGUGUUUCUUGGCCGCAGCGUCCACCUCCGAGAGGGCGUGCCCGUGGACCCCAAAGCCGACUCGGUGUACCGCAACAUGGGCACAGAGCUCGGGGUCAGGUCCCACCGAGACGGACCCAGCCAGUGGUUUGUGUUCGACCAUGAGCUGGUCUUGCCAGAGUACAUUGUUUACUUUGAAUACGUCACGGAGCAGGGGGCUCUCCCGGCCCUCUCUCCUUUGGUAGACCACCCCCCUCUUCUGGAGCUCCUCAGCAUGGAGCCAUUCCUGAAGCCACGCCCCCGGAUGACCGGUCUGGACGAGGGCACCCUGCUGCAGUCGGCCAGGGUCAACACCCUCAGUCAGAUCACCGUGCUGAACCUGCACGGCAGCGGUCUGUCCAAGCUGAAGGAGCUCUCCGGCCUCCGCGCCCUGCGUCACCUGACCAUCAGCUUCAACGAGAUCACACGGCUGGACGACAUCUCCCACAUGCCCAACCUGGAGUUCCUGGACGCCAGCUACAACCACAUCGCCUCCCUGGAGGGCUGGAGGGGUCUGGGCGGGCUGAGGACGCUGGACGUGCGCUGGAACCGGCUGAGCAGGGCGAGGGACGAGGCCGCCGUGCUGAGGAAGCACGCCGCGGCUCUGCUGAGGCUGGACGCCCGCCACAACCCCUGGACCCGGCCCGACUCGGUGAGGGCCACCAUUGUUGGCCGCCUGGGGACCCUCACCCACCUGGACCAGGUCCCGGUCUCAGAGGAAGAGGUGGCUGCAGCUGCGCAGACCACCGCCAGCUCCAGGAUCACCCAGGCUUCACUGCUGACCCACUCCGGUACGGCCUGUGAGUGUCCCCGCAGCCUGAGCCUGCUGUCCACCGCCCAGCUACUGGUGCAGCUCAGCCCGGCCCCCUGGCCCCCCCACGCCACCCCCGAACCAGGCUGGACCGCCAUGAUCACAGCCCUGUCCCUAGACGGGCUGGGCAUCUCCAGGCUGGCUAACCUGGAUAAGCUGGUCAACCUCCGGUGGGCCUCGUUCAACGACAACGACCUCAGCCAUCUGGAGGGCCUGGAGCACUGCCUGGCCCUGGAGGAACUCUCCCUGAACCACAACGCCAUCUCCAGCCUGGACGGUUUGUCUCCACUGCGUCGUCUGGUCAAACUGAGCCUGAACGGAAACCAGCUACACUGUCUGGACGCCUUCGGCCUGGAGCGCCUGCCCAACCUGCACUUCCUGUCCGUGGAGGACAACCACAUCGCCUCCAUGCACGGGAUCCAGCGGGCUCGCUCGCUCCUAGAGCUGUACAUCGGCAACAACCUCAUCGCCACCACCAGAGACCUCUUCCAUCUGAAGGCCCUGUCUCACCUCAUCAUCCUUGAGCUCCACGGGAACCCCCUAGUGGACAAGCUGGAGAACUACAGGAUGUACGUUGUCUUCCAGCUGCCGGCCCUCAAAGCCCUGGAUGGGGUCGGAGUGGAAGUGACCGAGUCUAAGAACGCCAAGGACGUGUUCAGCGGCCGCCUGUUGCCGGACAUGGUGGCGGAGAAGCUGGGUCACUCCAGGUACUCGGACGUGAGGGUCCUCAGGAUGCAGGCCUGCUCCAUCAGGAUGGUGGAUCUGACCCCAACUGACCUCUUCCUCAACCUGCGCAGCGUGAACCUGGACAACAACAACCUCACCUCGUUCUCCGGCCUGGUCUACCUGCCCAACGUCACGGCUCUGUGUCUGAACCACAACCACAUCGAGUCCAUCCUGCCCCGACAGAAGAGCAAGGGCCACCUGACCAAGAGACAGCUGCUGCACCGCAAGGUGACCUCCAGUGGCUAUGGCCGGCCAGACCCGAACAAGGGAAGCAGGGAGGCGCUGGCGCCUGGAGGCCUGGAGCCGCUGAUGGCCAGCCUGGAGGUGCUGCAUCUCAGCCACAAUGGCAUCUCCAACAUGGCCAAUCUGCAGCUCAGCAGGCUCACCAAUCUCAAAGCACUCUUUCUUCAAGAGAAUGACAUUAGCCAGGUGGAAGGCCUGGAGGGACUGACCCGGCUGAGAGCCCUGGUCCUGGACCGCAACCGCAUCAAGGCCCUGGGGGAGAGCUCCCUGGUGGGUCAGAGCCUCCUGCUGGAGCUGUCCUUGGCGCAGAACCGCCUGCGCGAGCUCAGCCACCUGGAGCCGCUGGUGCAGCUCCGCCAGCUGUUCCUCGCCAUGAACAAGCUACAGGAUAUCUCAGAGUUGCACAAGCUGGAAGUCCUGCCGUCCUUGAUUGAGCUGUCUGUGAAUGGCAACCCGGUGGCCUGGCGGUCUCUCCACAGGCCAACGGUACUCCUGCGUCUCCCGGACCUGCAGGUCCUGGAUGGAGAGCCGGUGACCGUGGAAGAGAGGACCAGGGCGGAGCUCUCUGCAGUCCCAGUGGUAUCACAAAUUUAUAGGCUUUGCUGUGUUAAUAAAACUGAAUUCAUAGAACCCUAG